This is a messenger RNA of Drosophila biarmipes, 571 nucleotides long. It is a transcript of the gene Cpr30B, whose product is annotated as cuticle protein 7. Gene Ontology annotation, cellular component: extracellular matrix. Bases 41 to 502 code for a protein of 153 amino acids. The transcript is spliced from 2 exons. Lineage: Eukaryota; Metazoa; Arthropoda; Insecta; Diptera; Drosophilidae. The record is from RefSeq and is a predicted model, not a curated record.
UACCCCAAAGAGUUCUGAGAACGCCAAAAGAAAAACCAAAAUGAUUGGAAAAGCUACCUAUCUGUUGUGCCUGUGCCUGGCCAGCGCCGUGUGGGCCAUUGAAUUGCAGCCGGAGCCGGACUACGGACCAGUGGCCUACGAGUUCCAGUGGUCGGUGAACGAUCCCCACACCGGCGACAUCAAGAGCCAGAAGGAGACGCGCAAGGACGACAAGGUCGAGGGUGUCUACGAGCUGAUUGACUCCGAUGGCUAUCGUCGCAUUGUCCAGUACAAGGCCGAUGAUCACAACGGCUUCGAGGCGAUUGUCCAGCGUGAGCCCACGGACAUCAAGAUUCCGCUGCCUGAGCCGCCCAAGAAGCUCCUGGCCGCCAAGAUCCUGGCUCCCGUGCUCCCGGUGGCUCCACUCGUCCACUACUCCGCCCCCAAGGCUGUCAUCAAGCAGGAGCUGUCCUCCGGUAACUACGUCUCUGUUUCCGGACCCACUGCUCAGUACAAGUACUGAAAAGGAUCUAGCCAUUGACUUCAGCAUCACAAGCCCAUUAGGAUGCCCGUCUCGACCCGGGAAAGCCUC